AUGAGUCGUCAUACAACUAUCGAGAUCGUUGAACAGAACAAUGCAGCAGUUGGAACCGAUACAGACGGGAUACGGCCAUCUGUACCCCGAGAUCCACCGCCCCAUGGUGAUACGGUUGAUCGCUGCUUCGAUCAGCUCAACCGCCUACUACAGGAAGUGCCAAGGGGCUUCCCCGCCGAGCCCGAGACCUCGCCUUGCACCAUCUUUUGGAUCCCCCACUUGCUUCGUGGGAUCGAUUCUAAGGCCGUAAAGCCCGAGAUCGUAUCUAUAGGCCCGUACCACCGGGGCGGUCCACAGGUGCUCGCGUUCGAAAGGCUUAAGCCGCUUUUCCUCGAGAGGUUCCUUCGCCGCUGCACGAAGUCAGACUUGAGGAGGCUUACGCAAUUAGUGGCAUCAUUGGAGCGUUCUGCCCGGCUUUGCUACUCGGGACUUGUGGAUCUCGCGAGUCACGACUUCUUACAGAUGAUGCUACUCGACGGUUGCUUUGUGGUGGAAUUCCUACUUCACCCCCUCUUCGGGAGUGGCGAUGCGGCUGACAAGCCCGGCCCCAUCUUCGGGAGCGGAGACGUGACUAACGAGCCCGACCCCAUCUUUGCACAGCCUCAGAUGAUCCCGGUUCUCAUCAGGGAUUUACUGAAGCUCGAAAACCAGAUUCCGUACACCGUUCUCGAGUUUUUGUUUGACAAGGUGAUCUCAUCCAACUCAAACAGAGAAACAGGCUCUUUGACUGUACUCGCGUUGAAAUUGUUCAAUCACGCCUAUCCGAGACCCAUGGUGGAUCUCAAAUCUCGGGAGUAUCAUAAUUGCGAGCAUCUACUUGACCUGUUUUACAUGAGUUUGUCUCCGACAAGGCCCGUCUACCCCAACUCCCUGAAAGAGUCCUGGUCAUCAGCUCAGUCCGUACCGCGUGUGACCGAGCUUAUAUACUCUGGAGUCAAAUUCAAGUCCAAGAAGGCAGACGGCUUGCUGGACAUAAAUUUGCAUAAACCGAUCCUACGGAAUCCAUUCAUCCCAAUCAAAGACUUCAUGACCAGCUCGCUGAUGAAUCCGGUAAUCCAGAUGCCAAACAUCGCAAUCGACGACUUCAUGACCACCGUGCUGAUAAACUGCGUGUCGCUGGAACAAUGCCGGGAAAACAGGUCCAAGUACAUGACUGAUUACGUUUCCUUCAUGCACUGCCUCAUCAAACGGUCAACGGACGUGUCGCUUCUCCGUUCAGAUGGGAUCAUCGCACUAUAUUCUCGUGAUGACCGAUAUGUGGUUGAUCUGUUCAAAAAGCUUGGGGAGAACAUUUCUUUCAAUGUUCAUGACUGUUUUCUGUCCAAGCAGUUCGAGGAGCUUGAAUCGUGCUACCGCAGCAACUGGGCGAAGAUGAUGCGCACUUACUUUUCCAGUCCGUGGUCAGCCAUAUCGCUCUUCUCGGCUUUCUUAAUCGUGGUUCUCACCAUUAUACAGACCGUUAUCGCUAUACUUGCCUAUCGCCUCCACCGCUAG
Messenger RNA from Eucalyptus grandis, 1494 nucleotides. Its product is annotated as UPF0481 protein At3g47200. The record is from RefSeq and is a predicted model, not a curated record. The transcript has a single exon. Lineage: Eukaryota; Viridiplantae; Streptophyta; Magnoliopsida; Myrtales; Myrtaceae. Bases 1 to 1494 code for a protein of 497 amino acids.